Tripterygium wilfordii is the source of this 1739-nucleotide messenger RNA. Its product is annotated as uveal autoantigen with coiled-coil domains and ankyrin repeats. The coding region runs from base 133 to 1482 and encodes 449 amino acids. NCBI's taxonomy places the organism in Eukaryota, Viridiplantae, Streptophyta, Magnoliopsida, Celastrales, Celastraceae. The transcript is spliced from 15 exons. The record is from RefSeq and is a predicted model, not a curated record.
UCCAAACUGCUGGUUAUCGUCUACGUUGAGUAGUCGACGCGUUCGGGCAAUGCUCAAAUAGAAAAUCCCAUACAGAAGAUUGACGGUCGAAGAGGGAAAGCAUCCCCUGCAGUUUUGAAUCUUCUCAUUGCCAUGGACGGGCAUCAUGCGUCUCUCGGCCGACGAACGUUGGAGGACAUUCGUCAAAAGAGAGCAGCACAGAAACUGAGCAAAACUUCUUCCGGACCCGAUCUGAGCACAGCUUCUAGCACUAAUGAUGUCCCGGUGAUUAGGAAAUCGGAGAGCGGAAAUCGACUCUCUGAGACAGACGUGAGUGGUUUAGUAUCUCAGCUACAAGAGUUGCAGAAGAAGAACUCGGAUUUGGUAGAAAAGAACAAGAUAUUAUCUUUAAAGCUUCAGACAAAGGAGGUUGAGAAUGAAACGCUGCAGAAAAGCUUGAAUGAUUUGGAGCAGAACACUGUGCCAUCUUUGAGAAAAGCCCUCAAGGAUGUAGCUAUGGAGAAAGAUGCAGCAGUUGUUGCACGGGAGGACCUCUCAGCCCAGCUACGCACACUUAAGAGACGCCUGAAGGAAGCUGAAGAUGAACAAUACAGAGCAGAGGAAGAUGCAGCAGCCCUGAGAGCAGAACUAAAUUCUAUGCAGCAACAAGCAAUGAGUGGCCCCCAUGGUGGAAUAGCCUCUGUUGGGACUUCACAAGAGCAAAUACAAAACUUGGAAAAAGAGAUAGCUAGUUUUAAAUCUGAAUUGCAGCAAGAAUCGCUACAAAGACAGCAAGAGCGACAAAGAUUAGCGGAGGAGCAAACUCGGUGUGCCAUCCUCAUGUCUGAAAAGCAAGAGCUAGAGCAGAAACUGGCAGCUACAAUCAAAAAGGCCUCGGAAGAUGCCUCAGAAAAAGUGACUCACAAGGCCUUUUCAAUGGAAGACAAGGAGAAGCUUGAGAAGCAGUUGCAUGAUAUGGCUGUAGCAGUGGAGAGAUUGGAAAAUACCAGACAAAAACUUUUAAUGGAGAUUGAUAACCAAUCCUCAGAGAUAGAGAAGCUCUUUGAGGAAAAUUCUUAUCUUUCAACUUCAUAUGAAGAGGCAAUGGCCAUAGCAAAACGUUGGGAGAAUCAGGUGAAAGAUUGUCUUAAGCAAAAUGAAGAACUCCAUGUGGUUCUGGAUAAGCUGAGAACAGAACAGACUAGUUUAAUCUCUUCAAAUGAUAGGGGCAUCCUGGAAGGCACAGCAGAGCCUCAGAGAGAUGGGGCAAAUGAGCCUGUCUCACAGGCAUACACGACUGAAAUCCUUGUUCUUAAGGGCCAACUUGGACGUGAACAGAGCAGAGCAGAAGUACUAUCAGCAGAGGUCUUGCAGCUUUCGGUGCAACUGCAACAAGCCAUGCAAGCUUACAAUGGUCUCGCACGCCUAUACAAACCAGUGCUGCGGAGCUUUGAGAGUAGUCUCAUCAAAAUGAAACAAGAUGGCUCUAUGGCUGUGCGGUAAACGUGGAUAAUCUCCAGUCAAAUUUUCAACAAUUCUUGCGUGAAAACCUAGUGGCAAUAUGUUAUGUUGGAAGUAGGAAAUCUCCUCACAAACUCAGAUAAUACGGGGUUUCCAAAUUGUGUAUUGGAUAUUGAAUUGUUUAAAAAGCAACUCUUGAGUAGCUUCAAUUGUGAAAUCCGUCCUUACAUCCAUGUAAUUUUUUUUGAACGAUAAAACCUUUGUCACUAGCUUUACAGAGAAUAUAUGAUCAUUUGUCA